AUGGUCCUCCCGGCAGUCAGAGUCGCCCCCUCGGCGGCCACCAGGGCGUUCAACCUGCUCCGGACUGUCCAGUACACCCAUCCGCCGAGCUGUCCAUGCCACUCGAACCCGUCCCACCACCACCAUCAGCAGCAGCAGCCCAGCCAGAUCUCUGCGGUAGCGAGACAUGUCCGGAACUUCGCCUCGCCCGUCGAUGCCUCGCAGCAGAAGGAGUACGCAUUCGAGAUGGCCGCCUCCAGCAUCCGGUUUGGCCCCGGAGCCACGAAGGAGGUCGGCAUGGACUGCAAAAACCUGGGUGCGAAGCGAGUCUGCGUCGUCACGGACAAGAACGUGGCCAAGCUGAAUGCUAUGAAACAGGCCGUCGAGGGCCUCAGCAGGGAGGGCAUCGAGUUCACGGUCUACGAUCAAGUCCGGGUUGAGCCCAAGGAUUAUUCGAUCAAAGAUGCCAUUGCCUUUGCCAAACCGUAUAACCCGGAUGCAUUCCUUGCUGUUGGCGGAGGAUCGGUCAUUGACACCUGCAAGCUGAUGAACCUCUACUGCGUCUACUCAGAGGCUGACUUCCUGGACUUUGUCAAUGCUCCGCUGGGCAAGGGUCUGCCUAUUGCCAAACCCCUGAAGCCGCUCAUCGCCAUCCCUACCACUGCGGGAACUGGAGCAGAAACCACCGGAACGGCCAUCUUUGACCUGACCGACAAAAAGGCCAAAACCGGAGUAGCACAUCGCAACAUGAAGCCAACCCUCGGCAUCUGCGACCCCCUCAACACUCGGACUAUGCCGCCAGCAGUGCACGCUUCCUCCGGCCUCGACGUGCUCUGUCACUCCCUCGAGUCCUGGACGGCAAUCCCGUACAACGAGCGAACGCCUCGCCCAACCAACCCUAUCAACCGACCAGCCUACCAGGGAGCCAACCCUAUCUCUGACAUCUUUUCCCUCCAAUCACUCCGCAGCACAGUCAAAUACCUCCCUCGAGCAGUCAAGGACCCCGAGGACCACGAAGCCCAGAGCCAGAUGCUACUCGCCGCAACACUUGCGGGUGUAGGCUUUGGUAACGCCGGUGUCCACCUGUGCCACGGUAUGAGUUACCCUGUAUCAGGCCAGAACCCCGGGUACAAGCACAAGGGGUACGAGGUAGAGCACGACAUCAUCCCCCAUGGCGUUUCUGUCGCCGUCACUGCCCCAGCUGUCUUCCGCUUCACUGCGGCCAGCAACCCAGACCGUCACCUGGCGGCCGCUGAGAUCUUUGGUGUCGACAUCUCUAAUGUCAAGAGGGAGAGUGCCGGAGAGGUCCUGAGUGAAGCUAUUGCAGAGUUCCUGAUUGGUCUGGGUGAUCAGCCGAGGGGUCUGAAGGCGCUGGGAUUCGACAACUCGCAUCUGGACAUGCUGAUCGAGGGCACGAUUCCACAGCAGAGAGUACUCAACCUUGCUCCAAACCUUAGCAAGGAACUCGAACAGGAGCGGGAACAGCUGCGGAAGUUGUUUGAAGAGUCCAUGGAGUACUAG
Molecule: messenger RNA, 1500 nt
Organism: Trichophyton rubrum CBS 118892
Lineage: Eukaryota; Fungi; Ascomycota; Eurotiomycetes; Onygenales; Arthrodermataceae
Exons: 3
Coding region: 1-1500 (499 amino acids)
Cellular component (GO): mitochondrion
Molecular function (GO): alcohol dehydrogenase (NAD+) activity; metal ion binding
Source: RefSeq, a predicted model, not a curated record